AAGAGAUUCGACUUGUUUUCAUCCGGGAGCGGGGGAUAAUAUGUCAAGACGCAAACAGACCAACCCUUUCAAAGUGAAUUGUAGGUAUCCCAGGGCCUUUUCACACGACUGGGUUGUCCGGCCCGCAGCACACUUUUGAGAUGGAUGCUAGAGAUGACUUCAUUGAGGACGGGGAAUGCCAUAGCAACAACUCACAGGAACCUGAAGAGCAAGACAGCACAAGUGACGACGGUGAUAGUGAUUUUGAUAAAGACGACUCCUCAAAUGCCUCUGCUGAUGACAGCAUGAUGAGUAAUAAGAGCAGCCACGGCCCCAUACUACAUGAUGACGUCAAGGAGGAGAACGAGGAGGGGACAGACCAGGGGAGCAGUUUUGCAUGUCCUCUUUGUUCCCUGGAGUUCAGUAGCCCAGAUCAGCUCAUUGCACACGUCUACCAGCACACAGCUGUGGGUGGCAGUAAGAGUUAUAUCUGUCCUGUUUGUGGAAGAGCUCUCAGUUCUCCAGGCUCUCUUGGUCGCCAUCUUCUCAUCCAUUCAGAGGACCGACUGUCCAACUGUGCUGUAUGUGGGGCUCACUUCACAGACACCAACAACUUCAACAGGGAAAAGUUGAAGGAGUUCCUCGACACAAGCAGUAUAGAGAUCAACAGUGAGGGCGAGGCCUGUGACAUGUCCAACUCUUUAACCAGAAGCACUAUGACUAACCCCAACACAAAUCCUUGUCCUGGACUGACCUCAUUGCCAGAUGGUCUUCUCCCUUCUGCACCUCCUCUUCCCUCACUCUCUGACAGCCUCAGUCCUCAAAGCACGGGACUUCCGCCUCUUCCAGACCUUAUGAACCCUAUGCCCGUGUACCCGGCUGGGGUUUUGUUGGUCUGCAACAGCUGCGUAGCCUACCAGCAGCUUGUGGACGCCCAGUCACCGUCCAUGCGGAAAUGGGCGGCCCGUAGGAAGAACGAACCCGUACAGGUGCGGAUGCAUCGGCUUGAACGGGAACGAACGGCCAAGAAGACAAAGCGGGCAUGUGAGACAUCAGAGGAGCGGGAGAUACGCCGCUUACGAGACCGUGAGGCAAAGCGUAUGCAAAGGAUGCAGGAGACGGACGAACAGCGGGCACGUCGUCUGCAGCGAGACCGGGAGGCCAUGCGACUCAAGCGGGCCAACGAGACGCCCGAGAAGAGGCAGGCAAGACUAAUCCGUGAGAGGGAGGCCAAGAGGCUAAAACGACGCUUGGAGAAGAUCGACCCAUCGCUGAGAAACCAGAUCGAGCAUGACCCUGCUGCGAUGGCUGCGCUCACUGCUGAUAUGAGUCUAUUCCAGUUUUCCUUUCCCAUGUCCGUCCCUUCCAUGGACAAUGGACUGUUUAUGAAGCUUCCCUAACAAGCACAGCUCCAAACACCUCUCAGCCCAACAUUUGAGAAGAAUUUGCCAUUCUUAAAGAAUAACCAUCUUGACCAAAGUUGUGAUGAGAAGGUUAUGGUCUUGCAGUUUCAAGGAGGUGCUCACCCUGACAGCGAUUUGCAGUGACGUAGGCACCAGAUGUCUUUCACUUUCAAAGACAGAUUUGAGGCAACACGAAAGACUGUGAGUUGCAAUGCACAUGUUCUGCUGCCUGAUACACUUGGAUAUUGUAGUUGAGUACAGAAGUGAUUCUACAGGAUAGACAAGGCACUUGCUUUGGACCCCUAAGGGUGGCGGAUUCGAGUAGUCAACAGCAAGAAGAAAUAAACCUGAAAAAUAAAGCUUGGCAAAGAGCCCCUCUAGGGGGCCUCAUCUCAUUAACUACAAUCUCAGUGAAAAAUCAAAUGAAGAGUAGGCAUCAUGCAGAUAAUGUUCCCAUCUGGUAGUCAGAAGAGAAAAUAGGAGCCUGCGGCACCAGAGUCCCACAAUCAUUAUCAGUCAAGUAGGAACACCUACUAGCGACCAAGACCACGCCGACUUGCCAAGCUCCAGUGAUUUAAUUGCUGUCAGUGUGAACAACCCUUUAUGGAUUUCUGUAACAUAUUACAUAAUUAACUGAACUUCUAUAAGAAAUUCCGACAUUCACUGAAGGGCAAACCCUCUCAGUAAGCAUGUUUUACUUUGUUUUCAAGGCUCAGACUUUUAGCCGUCUUUCUUCAGAGCAGUGAGAUCCUUCCAGAAGAAGGCUCUCUGUUUGCACACGGACUUACAGUGACAGGAGUGAGACGUGUAGCCACACUCCACACUCAGCCUACUGUUCAAAUUUGCCAGUCUGAAAGGUUGGAGUUUACCUGCAACUAUGGCUCACCUCCCAGAACCCAAGAUUGGGUCAAUACUAGCUCAUACUCACAGAACCAACUACCUCACCAUGGGAUCCUUACAUGGCCUAGUCACACCUGUGGCCUCGACCAGAACCACAGGGGUUGUGCAGGUCCACAUACCGACUCAAUGUUCCCUAUGCCAACACACACUCUUGUUCAGGGGUGUAGUCCUCUAGUCCUGCUUUUGGAGGGUUCAUCCUCCAGAGUUCACCCCUGAACCAUCUGAUCAAGGUAUUCAGGGUUACUUGAAACCCCCAGGCAGGUGUGUUGGAGUAGAUUGGAGAUAAACUCUCCAUGAUGUUGGCCGUCCUAGAGCAGGAUUGGACACCCCUGGUAUAAUCAUUGCCCUACAUGUUCGCUGAAACAACUACACUUUAUUUAAAUGCUGUUUGAGAGCCGCUGACCCAAAUGCUGAAAUCUAAGUGGGCUUGUGGUCUUUGCUUAUACAGACCAUAAGGUGUCCUACUUGUCAAGAUUUACAAGGAUACCACCUUUGCAGCCACUGUGUCCCUCAAUGCACCCUUUAGUUGAGCCCAACCUGGUGCAGACUUUGGAAACGGACAACUAACUGACAGUCUGUGUGGCAUUUUAUCACUUAAGUGUGGACUCCACGAAAGACUUCAAGGGCCGAGGGUGCCAUUUGGGACAAGGCCUCUAUUGGAGACUUUGUCCUUUUUUAAAAGAGGAAGGUCAUUUCUGCAGAUGUACUGUUAAAUACUAAAAGUAUCCGUUUCAAAGCACAUUCAGACACACUUCUCUGACCUCCCAAAGGCUUUAUACUUUAUCACAAUGCUACACGGGUUCAUAUUUGUCUAGGAACUCAGGGAUGGUGUGGAUCACCGGCAUCCUCCUGAGAAAACAGAGGAGCAGGAGACCUCCUCUUCUUCAUUCUUCAUUAUCAUCACCACUUGCUCAGAUCAUAUACUACCUUUUACUCACCUUUACUGGUCACAUUGGCCUUUUUUUCCUCUUGUUCAGACUGCAAACUCCUCACCUGAGCCAAAAUGUCGAUAUGGAUAUUACGCAACUCCAUGACGUCUCAACUAACCAACCAGUCUCUGCCCUCUGCUGCUGUCACUGUACUGUAUAACGUGUAUGUUACCUCUUUAAACCAGUGUGGUCCCGCACUGGACCUGGGAAUGCUUGUUGUUAAUGGUGAGGCACUUAGUGUGUGCUCGAUCUCUGUGGCAACAUAAGUAGUGUACAAAUUCAAACUGUUGCCUUUGUCACUGGAAAGUUGUGCUUUGGUUUUAUAUUUAAUGAUUUAAAUGAAUUUGUGUGCUAAUUCUAUGAGAUGUGCAAUGAUGUAAAGGUUUAGCGAAUGCAUGUACAAUGAAACAAUCAGGAUGAACACUUCCAGAGAGAAAUCCCUCCUAUAUGAAGCAGUGAUGACUCUGUAUAUGUAUGUAAACAUUUAAAUGACAAGGUAAAGACACAUUCGCCAACGUUUCACACUAAUUUAAAGGUGAAGUGUGUAAUUUCUGCUCAACAUCUGAUGGCCAAAAUAACACUUGCAUCCCAAACACUGCCCCCUGUCUUCCAUUAUUCACCAAACAGGUACCCCCACCAAAAAUUCUAACCAAUUCAGAAGUUGACAUGUUGGAACGCCCAACAUACAAAGCAAAACACCGCAGUGUUUAUGGUAGUGGUUCUUAAACUUUUUGGGUUAACCACUUCAAGAGUAAAACAACAAAAGCAGACCACCAAAUCUCAUUCAGGGGUGUCAUUCAAUGCCCUUUUCACCAAUUCUAUCAUGAGCCACAGUAAAUUUUCCAGAAGGCUGUUUUGUUCCUUUGUAUAGAAAUUAACGUUUCUUUUAGCUAAUAAACUGAUGAGCCAACUGUUUGCUAGCUAAGAAAUUGGACCAAAUGUUUACGUACACUUGACAACAGACACUUAAGCAUAAAAUGAGUGUCAAUUCAUUGUUAUGUUGGUUAAUUCAAUGUUGGUGCUUUUAUUUAUUCAAGUCUUUUUUAUUGACUAAACUCGCAGACAACAGUUUCAGAACCACUCUACAAGUUGAGAGAACAUUGCACACAUCACCUUGAAACUUUACUCACUUCUCAGUGUUUCAUAUUGGGCGAAAGGGUUAGUCAUGUUAAAACGGACCACUGUACAUCUGUAAGUACCUCUUGGAAACAGGGUAGACUGUGUGUGUGAGAUAUGUAUGUCUUAUAUUUCAUUCCAAUACUUAUUACAAUUUAUUUAUUACUUCACUGAAUGACGCACAUUUCAGUGUUUUAAAUUCACAAUGUUGUCAUUACCUUCUUUAGAGAUACCUCUAAUACUCAAAGCGAAGCAGUGGAGCUUUCCCGCACAGUUGAAGGCAACUGGAUACUGGUCCCACGUUUAUGCUGUCGUGAAGUAUUAAUGAUGGGCUCCUUAAGUAAAAGAAAGGAUUUAAUGUACAUGUGAUGAAGCAUCACUAUGCAAUUGAGAGCUGUACUCAAGAAACGUUGUAUUACUACUAUGCAGUUGAUAUGAAAGUAAAUGGACUCAAAUGCUCCAGAUCACAAACCUCAGGCAACUCUUGACAGUCAAGCCAUUGGUCCUCAAGCCUGUAACCCUCGACCACCAGAUCCAUCCUUAAGUUUUGUUUUCAGUUACUCCAUUGAUAAGGACAGAGUUGAUGUUGAUGUAUGCACAUUCAGGAAGAACAAUGCAAUUUUUAUGACCCAAUUCCCUGAAAUUCAUUAUAAAGCACUGAGUUAUUUCAUACAGUAGCAUCAAAGAUGUGGAAACCCAUCCUGAUGCAAUGAAAAAAAAUCAAAUGAUUCUCUAUAUUCCAGAACGAGAUGUUGGCAGGAUGCAUUGUCUAUUUUGAAGAUAAAAUAUAAAAGAGUAUUUUCAAACAUUAACCCUAUUUAGUCUGCAUUAUUCCCAAACUAGUAUUUUUAGUGGUAUGCAUUGCCAUGUGACAUGUUAUGUAUUAAACAACCAUUUUCUUUUACAUGUCUGUGUAUAUAAGUCAGUAAACCCCUGGAAAUGGAACUUGCAUGUUAUAAACUACAUGUUCUAAAUGCAUUUAUACAAGCUUUUCAUUAAGGAUUGGAGUUCAGUAAUGACUUGCCUUCUUGUCAGUCUAUCUAGAUUUUUUCAUGAUAAUGUUUACAAAUCUAAACGGCCAAAAUGAAUGAAACUUAAUAAAAGUGACAAGGUCACAAUGCCAAAUGGUCCUGUUCAGAAAGCCAUGCUCUGUUAUUGGGUUAACAGAUUGAAAGCUCAUCAUAAAAGCAGGAACAGAAUGUGGAAUAAACAUUGACUU
Molecule: messenger RNA, 5546 nt
Organism: Sinocyclocheilus anshuiensis
Lineage: Eukaryota; Metazoa; Chordata; Actinopteri; Cypriniformes; Cyprinidae
Product: zinc finger protein 821-like
Exons: 6
Coding region: 141-1379 (412 amino acids)
Biological process (GO): regulation of transcription by RNA polymerase II
Cellular component (GO): nucleus
Molecular function (GO): RNA polymerase II cis-regulatory region sequence-specific DNA binding; DNA-binding transcription activator activity, RNA polymerase II-specific
Source: RefSeq, a predicted model, not a curated record